AUGAAGGUCAUCUCCACGAUUACAGCUUCGCUCCUGAUUGGAUCGGUUACUGGACUACUUGGUGGCACACCAGUUUCCCCCGACGGCGCUCUUAAUGACCGCAGCUUACAACAAAAAAGUUACACAACCGGCAUUCGCAAGACCAUCGACCCAAAAUCCAGCGACGACUUUAGCUUUUGUGGUGGUGCUCUCAUCACGCAUCAUCAUGUUCUAACGACGGCAACGUGCGUUAAAGACGGUAAUGCUAAAUUCGUGUCAGUUGGUGCGAUUUAUAUUAACGGUGGUGAAGACGGCGACGAGAUCAAGGUCGUGAGCGUCACGAAACACCCGCACUUUAACAAUAUAACGCUUUCGAACAACUUUGCCGUGUUAAAGCUGGCGAGAGAAGUAAAAGCUGAUAUUAAACCAGUGAAACUUCCGACACCUGGCACUGAAAUCCAACCUGGGAAGUGGGCGACGGCUCAUGGUUGGGGUCUUACCUCGGCUGACGGUAUGGCCUCCGAUGUGCUGCUCAAGCUGGAUCAGCAGUUGAUCUCAAACGAGGAUUGUCGCAAAAAGCUCGGUUCGAUUACUAUCGAUAUGACCCACGUGUGCGCGGGUGGUGAGGUGGGUAAGUCACCGUGCCAGGGAGACACUGGUGGUCCGCUGAUCUACGAGAACUCUAACGGCGAUGACGUUCUGAUUGGUUUAAUCAGCGGUGGCACUGACAUCGGCUGCGGUACCAUGGGAUACCCCGCUAUCUACUCGCGUGUAUCGUCGGUACAUGAAUGGAUCACCACUACCAUGAAGGCAUAA
This is a messenger RNA of Peronospora farinosa, 795 nucleotides long. Lineage: Eukaryota; Oomycota; Peronosporomycetes; Peronosporales; Peronosporaceae. The record is from the annotation of a GenBank genome assembly.